CACAUUUAUUUCCUAUUAGAAGUGAAAUAAGAGUAUUUCAUAUGAUAUUUUGAAGGAUUUAAGUGGCUUAUAAAAUUUUAAAAAUUAUGAGCUAUUUUAUAUUAGAUAAUCAAAGUAAAAAUCAGUAUGAAAAGUUCAACGAAAUUCGAAUUCAAUCGGUAUUACAUCCCAAUUUGAGAUUAACUCUAUUAGGCUUCUGUAUAAUAUUUCUGAUAUUGUCAGUAUGGAACUUAAAUAAUAUGACAAAUCCAACAGUGAAUACUUAUAUAUUUAAUUUAAAUGCAACUCGUUUGCAUGUAGUAUCAGACAAAUUUUUAUCCUUUGGUCUGGAUACAUCUUUACUUCGUGAUAUGGAAGAUCUUCCAAUUACAAAUGAAAAAUUUAUAAAUUUAGCUCAUCAUCUUUCACCUGCUUAUGUUCGAGUAGGUGGUACAUCUGCUGAUUGCUUACAUUUUAAUAAGACAGUGGAAAUAAGUUCCAAAAAAGUAAUUAGUGCAGUAGAUGGUCAAGAUAUAAGCAAUUUUACAAUCAAUAAGAUACAUUUUGAAAAUUUAUAUAACUUUGCAAUAAAAUCAAACUUGCGGAUGAUCUUCGAUUUAAAUGUAUUAAUUAGAAAUGCAAAUGGUUCCUGGGAUAAUACCAAUGCUAAGAGUAUAAUCUCAUUUGCUAAAGAAAAAAAUAUGAAAUUGGAUUGGCAAUUAGGAAAUGAGCCUAAUUCUUUUUAUCAUGUAUUUAAUAGAACUGUUACUGCAAUUCAGCUAGCAAAUGAUUACUAUCAAUUGAGAAACCUAUUAAAUGAAGCAGGAUAUAAUGAAAGUCUUCUUGUGGGCCCAGAAGUAAAUCAUGUAGGAGACACAAAUCAUGUAGGAGAGCAUUAUGCAGAAAUAUUUUUGGAAAAUGAUCAGAACAGUGUAAAUUAUGUUACUUGGCAUCAAUAUUACCUUAAUGGAAGGGAAGCUAAAGUAACUGAUUUCAUAAAUAUUUCAGUCUUUAAUUAUUUGCCACAACAAAUAAAGUCUAUAAAAAAAGCAAUUCAAUUGUCAGGAAAAAAUAUUUCUAUGUGGUUGUGUAUGUAAUUAUAUAUUCCAACAUAUAAUGUGAAAUAUCUUUUACAUGAUUUAUAGAAAAAUUUAAAUUCUAGCUGAGACUAGUACAGCUUAUGGUGGAGGUGCUCCAAAUUUGUCAGAUAGAUUUGUGGCUGGUUUUUUAUGGCUUGA
Messenger RNA from Megachile rotundata (alfalfa leafcutting bee), 1217 nucleotides. Its product is annotated as heparanase-like. Lineage: Eukaryota; Metazoa; Arthropoda; Insecta; Hymenoptera; Megachilidae. The record is from RefSeq and is a predicted model, not a curated record. Gene Ontology annotation, cellular component: membrane; extracellular matrix. Gene Ontology annotation, molecular function: hydrolase activity, acting on glycosyl bonds.